AUGAAGGGGUUCAACGAGUUGAUCGGACUUUUAGAAGAAGUUUUGACACAAAACUACGACUUGUGUCCUGAAAGUUUUAAUGUUGUACUUGUCCGUUCAAUUCGGAAUAUCGAGAGGUAUUCAUUAGUAUAUUUCUUGAUGAUAUUGACAAUUCAAUGUGUGUUUCUCUUGAUCAACAAAGAUUUUUUACUCCCCACCGUGUUUGUGACAAUCGUCCCACUUGCAACUCUGUUUUUUCCUCACGAAAUGAAGAACGCCAAAUGUGCAGUCUUUUUGUUUUUCUCUCUUAUUUUACUUGCACUUAUCAUCUCUUCACUUUUGGGCUUCUUGUCGUCGUUUGUUGUCGAUCUUGGAUUUAUUGUUGGAUUACCAAUGAUACACAUGGCACUUUUUGUUGGGAAAGGGAAACAACUUUCUGUUGUGUUGACAUGA
Messenger RNA from Entamoeba invadens IP1, 432 nucleotides. RefSeq lists its product as hypothetical. The transcript has a single exon. Bases 1 to 432 code for a protein of 143 amino acids. NCBI's taxonomy places the organism in Eukaryota, Evosea, Mastigamoebida, Endamoebidae. The record is from RefSeq and is a predicted model, not a curated record.